Malassezia pachydermatis is the source of this 5079-nucleotide messenger RNA. RefSeq names its product serine threonine-protein kinase. Lineage: Eukaryota; Fungi; Basidiomycota; Malasseziomycetes; Malasseziales; Malasseziaceae. The coding region runs from base 1 to 5079 and encodes 1692 amino acids. The record is from RefSeq and is a predicted model, not a curated record. Gene Ontology annotation, molecular function: tau-protein kinase activity; ATP binding; protein serine/threonine kinase activity. Gene Ontology annotation, biological process: microtubule cytoskeleton organization; protein phosphorylation; intracellular signal transduction. The transcript has a single exon. Gene Ontology annotation, cellular component: cytoplasm.
AUGUCGACACUGCACUCUGCGACUGGGGCAUCGGCACCACCCAAGGUGUCGCGGCCCACCGCUGCUAUGCGGUCGGUCGCCAGCCCAUUGCAGGCGGCGACCAAUACGUUGGGGACGCGCAAGCGUACGAAGGACGUGGCCGCGGUCUUUGACAAGCGGCCCACGCCCAGUAAUAGAGAGUCGGUGCGUGCCCUACAGCCCCCCAUUACGGCGGCGCAGAUGGCGCGCGGACAGCAACGCUCGCCAGAAGUACGUGCUGCGCCUCCCAUCAGCGCGGCUCGACCACAGCCAGCUGAAGCAUCUCGCCCUCCAACGCGCUUGGAGCGCGAGAAAAAGCGGCACUACAAUGAUCCUCCUAAUGUUGGCCCUUGGAAGCUCGGUAAGCUAAUCGGCCAAGGCGCGUCGGGUCGAGUGCGCGUUGCUAUCCACUCACGUACACAACAAAAGGCAGCUGUGAAGAUCAUUCCGAAGCAGAUGCUCAUCAACAGUCGAAUGAGCUUGCGGGAUCUAAGUGCCAAGCAGGACAAGCUUACGCUCGGUAUUGAACGUGAAAUUGUUAUUAUGAAACUGAUCGAGCACCCCAACCUGCUCGGUCUAUGGGAUGUAUACGAAACGAGCAAGGAGCUGUUCCUCGUCAUGGAAUAUGUCGCUGGUGGUGAGUUGUUUGACUACUUGGUGGCCCGUGGACGCUUGCAACCUGACGAGGCGCGUAUGUAUUUCCGACAAGUCAUCUUUGGUGUGGACUACUGCCAUACGUUCAGCAUCUGCCAUCGUGACUUGAAGCCGGAGAACCUGCUUCUGGAUGGCAGUCGCAGUGUUGUGAAGAUUGCAGACUUUGGUAUGGCGGCGCUGCAGCCCACUGAGAAGAUGCUUGAAACAAGCUGCGGUAGCCCACACUACGCCAGUCCGGAAAUCGUGAGCGGCAAGACGUACGAUGGUACCGCGAGUGAUAUUUGGAGCUGUGGUAUUAUUCUUUUUGCGUUGUUAUGUGGCCGUCUGCCCUUUGAUGACCCCAACAUCCAGAUGCUGCUAAGCAAGGUGCGUUCGGGCAAGUUUGCUAUGCCCUCGCAUCUGGACCCAGAAGUGAAGGAUCUGAUUAGCCGCAUGCUGCAGACGGACCCGAAAAAACGUGCCACGAUGCAUGAGAUUUGCAACCACCCGUGGUUCACCGAUCACGGCCGUCUCUCGUCGCACAACCCUGUCUCGACGGAGAUUAGCACACUGGCCAACGAACCUGUGCAAUUGGCCGAUAUUGAUCCAGAUAUCCUCGGUAACCUGAGCACGCUGUGGCCUGAACUCUCGCAUGAGCGGAUCAUUCGAUGCUUGCUGGAACCAGGCCCUAAUUGGCAAAAGACCUUUUAUUCGCUCCUUGUUAUUCACCGAGACCGUCAUGGCAGUGAUGACGAAGAGGACGAGGACGAUGAGGAUCUCGAUGAGGACGACCAGUUGGAGCUGCAGCGAAACCGCACAGAACCGCCUCAAGCGCCACCUAUCAUGCCUGCCGUGAUGGGGAAGGCGGCGCAAGCGCCGGUCAACAACAGCCUGGGUCUCGUCAUUGGCCACGAAGAGAAGGAGCGUCUUGAAGAGCAGCCACCGGCGCCUGUGGCCAUGUCGAACCAGCCGCCGGCGGCCGCCCAUGUGACGUCUACGCCGCCACGGGCCGCUGCUACGUUGCCCGCUGGUACAAAGACCCCGGAGAUGGUGCCGCCUACGCCUUUGAAGGACGAAGUCACCGAGCGCUUGCGUGAACAGGCACGUGCCGAGCAAGCUCGUGCUGACAAGAUUCGUGCAGAUGUGGCUAAAGCAGAGCAAUCUCUUGCUGCGGAUAUGGCUGCACAAAAGGCGCGAGAGGAGGCUGAGGCUGCAGCGCUGCGUGCCGAGCUGCAGCGCGCCGAGGAUGAGCGGAAGGAGCAGCUGCGUCUAGAGCAAGAAAAGGCACAGCAGCUUUUGGCUCUCAAGGCUGCGGAAGAACAGGCUCGUAAGGCUGCAGAGGAACAGGCCCGCAAGGCUGCGGAGGAGCAGGCUCGUAAAGCCGCGGAAGAGCAGGCCCGCAAGGCAAAGGAAGAGCAAGCACGCAAGGCAGCUGAGGCUACGCGGUUGGCCGUCGAGGCCGAGGCCCGCAAAGCUGUCGAGGCCCGCAUGGCACGUGAUGCGGCUGCGCGUCAGGCAGCGAUGCAAAAGGUCUUGGACGAUGCAGCGCGCCAGGCAGCGGAAGAGCGUGCGGCGUUGGAAAAGGAGGCGCAGGUCAAGGCGGCAGCUAGCACGCCAGAGCCGUCGGCACCCUCGACGUCAGCACACAAGGGCCCAGGCCGUCGUAUUUCGGCUCUCUUUAGCUCGAUGCCGUUCCCCGGUCGGAAAACGUCGUUGGCCUCGCUACGCACGUCGUCGGCCUCUCAUUCGCGCUCCACGUCGCCGAUUCCACCUGAUGCGCCUACGAUGGGCUCGCCUGCCGCGGCCCCUGUCUCGCGACCGAUGUCGCCUAGCAUCAAGGCAUCGUCGCUGGCCUUCCCGACGAAUGCUUCGCCUCGCAUGUCCUCACCUGUACUCCCAGAGACGAAGACAACGAUGCCUGCUACCAAGCCUGUGGCUCCCACGACGGCAGCACCAGUGUCCAAGCCUGUGACCCCGACGACCACUGCGCCAGUGGCCAAGCCAGGGGCAUCAUCAGUACCAACGCCUACUUCUCUACCGCUGCCUGUGGUGAUUGAAGUGCCAUCUCCUGCAUCGGUGCGUACGUCGUCGACGACAGAGACCAAGCCUGUCGCUGCGAAGGCCAUCAAGACCAAUCCAUUGAUGCUCAGCCCUGCAAAGCAGGCAGAGACGAAAGCAGAGAAGCCGGUCGAGACAGAGAUUGAGAAGCCAGUGCCAGUCAAGGCAUUGGAGACAGAGAAGCCAGCGCAAGUCAGGGCGGUGGAGACGAAGACGGAGAAGCCAGUAGAGGCGCAUGCGGUGAAGGUCGACAUGCCAACCCUUUCGAAGACUACGAAGCCAGAAGAGGCGCAGGUGGAUACCAAGACGGCGGAGCCUAUCGGCAUUCGGCCCGUGACCAAGCCUGCAAUCGACAGCCAAGCAGUCACCAAGUCUACACGCCCCGUCCCUGCACCGCCGACCGUUGCCGCAUGGAAGCAGCGCCUGCCAUCCGUGCAAGCGGCGCCGAACAACAAGCGUAUCGUGUCCAAUGGCAGCAGCCAAGGCAACGAUGAUUCGCUUAUGCGGACAUUUAUGCAGGAGAUUGCCGACGAGCUCGACUCACUAGACUCGAUUCAUCCGACGUUGAACUUCGAGUACCCGUCGCCGCGCAAGACCGACACCGAUAUGGGCACCUCGUCGAUUUUGCCUGCGUCGAUUCGGCCUACGCGCCCUGCGCCUGCGGCGCCUACGCAGCCAGCAGAUCUCACGCUCAGCUCCGUAAGCAGCACGUCGGAUCGCUUCGACGACGCGACGGAAGACUCGCUGUUCGUGACGCCUAUCAAGGCACAAGACACGCUGCAUCGGACGCACACGCCUGUGUACGCAGCCUUUGCGAAGUACACCAGCCAGGUGCCACAGGCGACAGACUCGCCUCGCGUUGUCUCGGCGCCGACACACACCGCCAGUAUGUCGUCGCCGAGCCCCAAACCGCGCGCUAGCGAUUUGGGUCUUCGCCCGCGCUACCGCGAGAGCCGUGCGCAGGUGCCUGGCAUGCCGCAAGUGCGUCAGCCGGUAGGAGCCCGCGAAAUGCCGCCGGCCCCUGCUACAGCCCCUGCGCCGGCCGCGCCAGCGGCGUCGACAGCUGUGCCAGCCUCGCCGGAGAGCCCGCGUAUUGGCCACACGACCAAGCUGAUGCCACGGGCCAAGCCACAGCAGCAGGCACAGGCGUUGGGCGUCGGCCUGGGCCGCCCGACGUCGACGCCCAAGGCGGAGACGCCUCGCCCCCAAAGUGUGCAGGAGACGCCGAUCCGUACGCGUCCGCUGAGUGCCGAUCAGACGCCUCGCCCACAGAGCGCGAUGAACGCAAGCCCUCGUGUGCAGAGUGUGUCGCUAGGCUCGGCAGAGCGAAAGAAGGAAGUGAGCCUCUCGCCCAAGCCCCUGAAGACUAUGACGACCCUGCCGGAGGUGAAGCCGGUCGCGACGUCGCCUGUGCCGUUGCCGACGUCCAGUGUACCUACGCCCUCCAUUCGCCUGACCAGUGUCUCAAGCACAGCCACAGGCUCAGGCCGGACUGUCAGCGGCGCCUCGACCGCGUCGACGGCGCCGACCAGUGUGGCCAGCCCCGUAUCGGUGGCGAGUCCUACGUUCGAAGGCGCGCGAUUCAAGUCGAUUCAGCCUACGUCGCCGCCCACCGUGCCCACGUCCACCGACGGCGCGCGGACAGUGUCGGGCGCCUCGACAACGUCACAGAGCAAGGCACAUGUGCGUCAGCGCCGCAGCUUUUUGCAAGUGCUGCGUCGCGACGACGAGCCUGCAGGUCUGGGCGUCGAUAUCAUUGGCCUCGAUAAGGACAAUAUGCACUUGCAGCGGCCCAUGUCGCCCAUCGGCUCGGAGCCGGUGACGACUACCGCAGGCACGUCCUCGACGAUCGGCGCUCGGCACUCCUGGUUCUAUGGGUUGUUGCCGAAGCGUCAGAUGCACGUGUUGAUGUCGGUCGAGAACCUGACACUCACCGCGGAGACGUGCCAGCAGAUGCUGCAGCGCCUUGGCGCCGUGCCUACGCCGUACUCACGUGCGCAAAUGGGCCUGCCACUAACGCAGCAAGGUCCGUUGGUGUACCUGCUGGAGCGUCUGCAAGACCCCAAGACGCAGCAGGUCAUAUCGUGCAAGCCCAUGCGAUUCCGUGUGGAGUACACGAUCCUGCCGAUCCGCUCACAGGCCCGGAGUGUGAGUGAGAGUGGCACGAAAGCUUCCUCGAACGCCUCCACGACGCCCAAAUCGCCUGGCAUGCCUGGUUGGGACCCACGUACCCACCGACGUACAGACGAUGAGCCCUUGUCAUUUGCGACGAGUGUGACAUGCACCCAUGAAAAGGGCUCGCUCUCGACGUUCCGUCAGUUCAUGGAUACCUUGCGGCGUGAAUGGACCUUGGACAGCGCGGCAGAGUAA